AUGGUACCCAAAAUGGUACAAGCAGCUCAAACACGCCUAAAGCGAGUUGGUGCGGCCCGGGGUAUCAAUUUCAAGUUCAGAGUGUACAUGGGUAGCUCAAGGUUUGCGCAUGCACUCUUGCACAUUACGGGGGAGGAGAAGGGCAGGGGGGGAUGUCAGAUACAGAGUAAACUUUCCGAAGUGCUGCUCCAGUGUUAA
Molecule: messenger RNA, 198 nt
Organism: Paracoccidioides brasiliensis Pb18
Exons: 1
Coding region: 1-198 (65 amino acids)
Source: RefSeq, a predicted model, not a curated record